AUGUCAAACGAACACAAGAAAGGCCCUGGCGGUCAUUAUUCGGGGGCCAACCCCAUCCCGAAUAUACAAAGAUUCAUUCAUAGUUUAGAUGUCGAUAAAAAGGAACGAGAUGCCAAGAUACAGGCGCAGAUGGACGCCGGAAAGGGGCCCCAAAAUGGAGUUCGGGAUCACAAACCAGGCCAGCCGGCUGGUGUAGUAGGUACCAGAAAAUCUGUCACAGAUCCUACAACGGGCCGGCAAGUCGAGAUUGAAGAUGUCAAUGCAGAUUUCAUGAAGGCUGCCGACGACCCACAAUUAUCUGUACCCAACGCGAACCUCGGAAAGGAUACCCCCAUAAAGACCGAUCCCAAGCAAUCUCUCGAAGAAUACAGGAAGAAUCAAGAUGUCACUGCACCUCCCGAACCCGUAGAACCUGGCACUACCUCAGAUGUACCUAUCCAUGGGGAAAAGACAAACAUUCUCUUUCAUCCCACACCAUCUAUAAGCUUUGAGCCUAUGUUUGAAGCUCUGGAGACGAGGUCUACAGUACUUUGUGCAGGUAUAUUUAUAGCCAUAGUGGUCCUGGGCAAGAUGUUUGGUGGUGCACUUUAUGGAUUGGUACCUUUGGGGGCGUGCAUUUCUUCCGGUGUAUAUCUAUGGAUGAAGGAGGUUGUUCGCUCUGGCCGUACGCUAGAAUGGUCCAGUGAGCAGAAACGUGGAGAGAUGGCAACUGCAAACCUCAUACCUGAAUCCGUCGAGUGGAUGAAUACCCUAUUGGGGAUUAUGUGGGGGCUGAUCAAUCCCGAUCUUUUUGCUUCAGUGGCAGACACUCUGGAGGAUGUCAUGCAGGCUUCAGUCCCUGGCAUUAUCGAGAACGUCCGAGUUGCUGAGAUUAAUCAAGGCAGUAACCCAUUCCGGAUACUAAGCUUGCGUGCUCUGCCAGAUAAACAUGUUCAGGAGUUGAAAGACGACAUCCACAGGCAGAACCAGGAGAAAAAGGAUCCCCAAGAGUUAGCAGCAGAUGAGGAAGGCGGGGAUUAUUACAAUCUGGAGUGCUCAUUUGCUUAUCACGCUGCGCCGUCUAGCGGCGGUGCUUCUUCAAAAGCAAAGAAUAUGCACAUGCAGCUGGUCUUUUACCUGGGUGUAAAGGGACUUUUUGGAGUUCCGCUUCCCAUAUUCGCCGAACUUCAUGGCUUUGUUGGAACUAUCCGAUUGCGCCUUCAGAUGUCUCCAGAACCUCCUUUCCUAAAAUCUCUCACGUUCACCCUCAUGGGCCUACCGAAGAUCCAAGCAGGCUGCGUACCAAUGUUUGAUACUGGUGUAAAUAUUCUAAACCUUCCCCUCAUCUCAAACUUCGUCAACUACGCUAUUGGUGCUGCCGCCAAUGAAUAUGUAGCCCCCAAGUCAAUGACCCUUGAUGUGAGCAAAAUGCUUCAGGGUGACGAUAUUCAAAAGGAGGUGGAAGCUCUUGGUAUUCUAUGGAUUAGAAUCCACAAAGCUACUGGCCUCAGCAAGCAAGAUCGUCGUGGAAGUGACGGUGGUGGCAGCGACCCAUAUAUCACAGUCAGCUUCUCUAAAUACGGAAAGCCAAUGUACUGUACCAGAGUCAUUGAAGACAACCUCAACCCGGUGUGGGAAGAAACUUGCGCUCUAUUGGUCACCCCAGGUCUCAUCAAGGCGGACGAGCAGCUUUCUAUGGAGCUUUGGGACUCUGACCGGUCGACCUCGGAUGAUAUAGUUGGGAAGGUCGAACUUUCAAUGCAGAAGAUGAUUCAACACCCCGGCAAGAUGUACCCCCAGGUUUCGAAACUUGCCGGCAUGGAUGAAGGCAGCAGCAUGCCUGGCGAGCUUCAUUGGGAGGUCGGUUACUUUGGAAAACCUCAGUUUCGGCCAGCCCUUCGAAGUGACGGGAGGGAUGUCAACCUGCUUCCUGAACUUAGGGAUAGGAAAGAAUUACAAGAUGAGGUAGGAACUCUGAGCAAUGCGGAAGAGGAUGCUGUCGAGCAUACUCCACCGGACCCACUGUGGCCGAGCGGCAUUUGCAGUGUUAUCGUUCAUCAGAUUGUCAACCUGGAGCUUGAAAACAUCAAGGGAAGCAAUGGCAACCGUAAGGGUAGAGAAUUCGAACCAGCUCAGGAGGCUGGCGAGAAUAAGGAGGAGCAAAACAAGAAGCUACCCACAAGUUACUGUACUAUCUUGUAUAACGAUGAAUUGGUCUAUCGCACACGUUCGAAAGCUGUCAGCAGCAAGCCCAUCUUCAAUGCUGGUACUGAGCGUUUUAUACGAGAUUGGCGAUCAUGUAUCGUUACUGUCACCGUUCGGGACCAACGCAUGAGGCAACACGAUCCUAUCCUUGGGGUCGUUCCUUUGAAGCUAUCCGAUAUCCUCCAAUCGAGUUCACAAGUCACGAGAUGGUAUCCUCUCGAUGGUGGGAUCGGAUUUGGCCGUAUCAGAAUCUCUCUGUUAUUUCGAAGCGUUGAAACACGUCUGCCGCCACAACAACUAGGUUGGGACGUUGGUACAUUCGAAUUCACUUGCGAAGAUAUAGUUGCUACUGGCUAUCACACUGUUAGCAAGCUCAAGAUGAGAACCGGUGGUAGUACUGCUAAAAUUCCCCGAACUCAAUGCAGGAAACUGGACCAAGGGGAUGGGGUCUCUUGGGGUGUUACGAAGAGGGAUGGGAAACGCAAGGUGCGACUGCCAGUUCGAUAUCGAUACCGAUCUCCCAUCAUUUUUGAAUUCCACUCGGCCAUUAAACGCCAUGCUGAUGCUUAUGCUAUUAUCUGGCUUCAUCACCUUGAGGAUAACAAAGAGGAGGAUAUCAAUAUUCCGAUAUGGAAGACGGAUAAUGGUAUGCGACUAACUCAGAACUAUAUCACGGAGGAGAACUAUAAAAGCAUUCCGGAUAUCAACAUUGAAGAAGUUGGCCGUUUACAGUUCCGUGGACGAUUCAAAGCUGGCACAGACGAGGAUCACGCUCGCUUUGUUUCUGACAAUGAUUCGCGCGAGACGCAAGAGACGUGGGAGGCCUGCAACUCCGAAGGUGUCAGAGAUCGUGUCGUUACGAAUGAACUACCGCCCGUCAUCAAAAGUCUGCACGAGCAGUCUCUUACCCAGGGUCGUGAUGUUCUUGCUCAAGCGGACGAAAGCGAGAAGCAAAAAUGGCUGGCCAAGGAUGGUACGGACUGGAGUGGCGCCUUCGGUGAAGAUCCAGCUCAGUAUGUUCCUCGGAAGAGCAAGUACUACCAUGCUAAUUCUGGUAGUACCGCUGGGAAGCAAAAGGAAGGUCACCUCAAUGAAGAAGACACAGGCGAGAGGGGCGAUCACACUGGAGAGCAUCAUGACGAUUCGGACUCAGACACGGACUCGGACUCAGAUGAAGACGAUCUCGGUAUACGCGACGCUUUGAGUCCUCCUGAUGAAGCGCGAGGCGAGCAGCAGGGCCAAGACGAAGACGAAGACGCCAACGCGCAGUCUGGAUCAUCUCACGCCAAGAACCCGAUCAAGCAGCUUAAGGCUUAUAAGGAAAGUAGCAAGGGCCUACAUCGAAAGCAACGGGGUCUGAUGCAGUGGAAACCUAUGAGGAACCUGCAGUUUGCCAAGGACGAGGCUAAAUUCGCCGUGAAAAAAGUGAAAAACAGGGCAAGUCUGCAUGGCAGACAGCCAGAUGUGGAGACGGAAGCUUGA
Messenger RNA from Amorphotheca resinae ATCC 22711, 3666 nucleotides. RefSeq lists its product as hypothetical. The record is from RefSeq and is a predicted model, not a curated record. Lineage: Eukaryota; Fungi; Ascomycota; Leotiomycetes; Helotiales; Amorphothecaceae. Gene Ontology annotation, molecular function: lipid binding. Bases 1 to 3666 code for a protein of 1221 amino acids. The transcript has 6 exons.